Malurus melanocephalus (red-backed fairy wren) is the source of this 1695-nucleotide messenger RNA. RefSeq names its product serpin family E member 3 (gene SERPINE3). The coding region runs from base 1 to 1197 and encodes 398 amino acids. The record is from RefSeq and is a predicted model, not a curated record. Gene Ontology annotation, molecular function: serine-type endopeptidase inhibitor activity. Gene Ontology annotation, biological process: negative regulation of endopeptidase activity. The transcript has 8 exons. NCBI's taxonomy places the organism in Eukaryota, Metazoa, Chordata, Aves, Passeriformes, Maluridae.
AUGUUGCCCAUUUUAUUCUGUGCAUUUAUCCUGUCUGCUUGCUGCUUGACCAAAGGGAGCUGCAUCUCCUAUGAUGAGCUGAAAGAGCUGAAGACUGAAUUUGCCAUCAGUCUCUACCGGCAUGUGUCCGAGGCAGAGAACAAAACCAAUCUGGUAAUCUCUCCAGCAAGUGUGGCUGUUUCUUUGGAGCUGCUGCAGUUUGGAGCUCGAGGAAAUACCUUCACAGAGCUGCAAGAUGCCCUAGGAUACAGCAUUCAUGACCAGAGCGUGCAGGAUUUCCCGCCCAUGGUGGAUGAAGGAGGGACUAACUCCAGCCAAGGCACAGUGGUUCAGUUGGGAUGCUCCCUCUCUGUGGACGCAGGCAUCCAGCUCUCACUCGCCUUCGCUGCUCGCGCUGCUCGCUGCRCCAACAGCAGCCUGCAGCAAUCCAACCUCACCAACCCCAACACAACCCACACGCAGGAAUGGAUCCCCACUGACAUGGCAGAUGGGGAUGUGCGUGGGAUGACACUGGAGAGCGCUGGGUCGCCACUCAGCCAGGUCACCCUGGUGAGCACCCUGUACUUCAGAAGCAUGUGGCAAAAGAGGUUUUCCUUUGUGGAUACCCAGAUGUUGCCUUUCACCACAGCAGAGGGCUCAACCCUGAAAGUGCCUACCAUGCAUCACACAGCUGAAGUUAACUACGGCCAGUUCCAGACUGCAGCUCUGGAGGCUUUCAGCGYGGUCGAGUUACCCUACCUGGGGGAGAAACUCAGCAUGUUCCUAGUGCUUCCUAGCCACAAAAGAACACCUCUGUCCCAGAUUGAGUCUCACCUUUCUGCCAAAACCAUAACCCUCUGGGCCAACAGCUUGAAGAGAACAAAGAUGGACAUUUUUCUGCCUAGGUUCAGUAUUCAAAGCCUUUUUGACCUGAAGACAGUUUUUUCUGCCCUGGGAAUUAGAGAUGCAUUUGAUCCCAUGACUGCUAAUUUUAAAGGCAUUUCAGAACAAGAUAACCUUUACAUUUCAGAAGUUAUUCACAAAGCAGAGAUUGAACUGACRGAAGAUGGUACAAAAGCAUCAGGARCUACAGCAAUGGUCUUACUAAAAAGAUCUCGAACGCCUAUUUUCAAAGCAGAUCGACCUUUCACGUUUUUCCUGAGACAAGUUAAUACAGGUUCAGUACUCUUUAUAGGAAGAGUUACAAAUCCUUCAUAACAAGCACUAAAUGCAUACACUGACAGCUGUUCUACCUGUAAUGAGCUUUCCUCCAAGGAAAUUUAAGGCUACAUUGUAUUUAUUUAUUAAAACACUGUUUUAAGUAGUAUCACUUCCCCAAGAAUAAGGGAGCGUUAAAUCCUCCAAUACUUUAUUACACUGUAGACACUGUUGAAACUUAAGAGCGGUUUAGGAAUCAUCAGCACCACAAAUACAGCAAAGACAGUAACCAAACAAACACCUGUGAAAAACAGAUUUAACUUCCUAAAUGUUUAACAAUAUGGGCCAACAGCUACUUCUCAAUUUCAUCAUGGCUAAAGUCAGAUUGAGUGUUGCUGAGUAUGCAGGUCAUCUGAAUGAAAGCAACCCACAAAAAAGUUUUGUGAUAUGUUAUUUUUCAAGCAUGAUUAUAUUUCCCUCUCCUGAAGGCAAAACCUUAAGAGUAAAAUUGAAAUUCAGUCUGACCUCAGACAGUUAUAAUCCAGCUGCUAUAGAAAG